Molecule: messenger RNA, 3700 nt
Organism: Eurytemora carolleeae
Lineage: Eukaryota; Metazoa; Arthropoda; Copepoda; Calanoida; Temoridae
Exons: 13
Coding region: 78-2870 (930 amino acids)
Molecular function (GO): serine-type endopeptidase inhibitor activity
Source: RefSeq, a predicted model, not a curated record
AUGCAGUAGAACCCCCUGGAAACUGAUUCAAAGGGAGGGGGAAGGGCAGAGCCCCUAUCGCCCAUCCCUUUACUUUAAUGGGGAGGAGCUGUAGACAUGUUCAGCAAUCAAUUCAAAUGUUUAGAUGUGUUCAGUAUUGGUACAAUGGCUGUGGAGGAACAAUGAACAUGUUCAGCAAUCAGUUCAAAUGUAUCCAAACCUGUCCACAAAGUGACCCAGAGAUAUUAGAGAUCUAUGUUCCCUCUGAUGUUGCCAUUGAAAAUCUACUUGAGAAGGAUCAGCUGCUAGACUUGCCUAUAGAGGAUAAAACUUUUAGAAGAAAACUUUUACUUGGUUGUAUGUUUAUCACGACACCUGAUUUAUCUCUAGGUUGUAUGUUCACCUCAACAUCUGAUUUGUCUCUAGGUUGCAUGUUUACCCUGACACCUGAUUUAUCUCUAGGUUGUAUGUUUACCCUGACACCUGAUUUAUCUCUAGGUUGUAUGUUUACCCUGACACCUGAUUUAUCUGUAGGUUGUAUGUUUAUCACGACACCUGAAGGUGUAGGUUGUAUGUUUAUCACGACACCUGAUUUAUCUCUAGGUUGUAUGUUCACCUCAACAUCUGAUUUGUCUCUAGGUUGCAUGUUUACCCUGACACCUGAUUUAUCUCUAGGUUGUAUGUUUACCCUGACACCUGAUUUAUCUGUAGGUUGUAUGUUUACCCCGACACCUGAAGGUUUGGUUUCCCUGAACCCAGACUCAAGUUCUACUCCAAACCAAAGUUUGAUAAUUGAAACCAUAGCUGUCGGUAAAAUGAUUAUCAGACUUACAGACGAAGUUUUGGGUUUGACAAAAGCAGAUUUGAAGGCAGCGGAGAGGUCACACAAAGUGGCAGAAAUGAGACGAUAUAAGUUGCAGAGAAGAGAGGACGGAAAUACAGAAGCGAGAAAAGAGGAUGUGGAACUCAGAGAUCAGUUAGAAGAGGACGAACAUCCAGGACUCAAAGAGCAGAGUAGUUUGAGAAAAUUUGAAGAAGUUGGAAUAGCUCAGCAAAAGAAUGAAGACCCAUUUUCUCCAAAAGGGAUCGAGGAAGCUUCCUUUUCUAGAGGAAAAGAAGUAGUUUACUCAGCUAAUUUUGAAGAGGAGGACGCAAUUUCAGCAAUAGUUCCAAGUGUGAUAAAUGAAUCAGGAAAAGGUUCUGAAGGGAUUGAUAACUCAGAACAAGCUCCAAGAGAGAUCAAUGAAUCAGAACUAGUUUCUGAAGGGGUAGAUAACUCAGAACUAGUUCCAGGAGGAAUCAAAGUAUCAAAACUAGUUUCUGAAGGAAUGGAUAACUUUGCACAAGCUUCAAGAGAUAUCAAUGAGGGAGGGAUAGAUAACUUAACACUAGCUCCCGGAGAGAUCGAUGUAGAAGAACUAGUUUCUGAAGGGAUGGAUAACUCAACACUAGCGCCAAAAGAGAUCAAUGAAGAAGAACUAGUUUCUGAAGGGGUAGAUAACUCAGAACUAGCUCCAAGAGAGAUCAAUGAAUCAGAACUAGUUUUUGAAGGGGUAGAUAACUCAGAACUAGCUCCAAGAGAAAUCAAUGAAUCAGAACUAGUUUUUGAAGGGGUAGAUAACUCAGCACAAGCUCCAAGAGAGAUCAAUGAGGAAGAACUAGUUUCUGAAGGGGUAGAUAACUCAGAACUAGCUCCAAGAGAGAUCAAUGAAUCAGAACUAGUUUCUAAAGGGGUAGAUAACUCAGCACAAGCUCCAAAAGAGAUCAAUGAAGAAGAAAUAGUUUCUGAAGGGGUAAAUAACUCAACACUUGCUCCAAGAGAGAUCAAUGUAGAAGAACUAGUUUCUGAAGGGUUAGAUAACUCAACACUAGCUCCAAGAGAGAUCAAUGAAGAAGAACUAGUUUCUGAAGGGAUGGAUAACUCAACACUAGCUCCAAGAGAGAUCAAUGUAGAAGAACUAGUUUCUGAAGGGUUAGAUAACUCAACACUAGCUCCAAGUGAGAUCAAUGAAGAAGAACUAGUUUCUGAUGGGUUAGCUAACUCAACACUAGCUCCAAGAGAGAUCAAUGUAGAAGAACUAGUUUCUGAUGGGUUAGCUAACUCAACACUAGCUCCAAGUGAGAUCAAUGAAAAAGAACUAGUUGCUCAAGGGACCAAGAGCACGACAGUACUGGCUUCUAUAAAUGUUGAUGCUGUUUCUAAAAAGGAUAAGUUUAAUAAAGUAGGAACUGACGAAACCUCAGAAGAAAACAUAGAUUUAACAAAAGUAGGAAAAGAUCAUGCAUUUAAAGAUAUAUCAAUUGUUGGUGAAGAGGUCAAUAAUUCACAGUUAACUGAGAAAGGCAAACAUGGUGUAGAUGAAGAGCCAAUUAUAUCUGAAAGUGAUGGAGAUGUUCCUUGUGAUGUAGAUAGAACUUAUAAAAACCUGGAGAGCUUUGAUUUUCAAGCCCUUACAUCUGACGAGGAACAAAAGAUUUUGCAAGUUCUUGGAAGAAGACAUUUAGAUUUCAUAUCAUCUUCAAAUGUCGUUGCAAAUGAUUUACAGAAAAGAGCAAAGACGAUAUUUAUUCCUGAACGCGUGGAUCGGUUUGAAAGCUUUAUCAAAGGUCGUCCUCAUCUCAGCAGGAGAGCUCAACUUUGCAGUACAGUAAAGGGAAACCAUUUAUUUGAGUAUAUAACACCAAAACACAACCAAGACCUAACCUCGCUUUGCAACUUGAGGUUAAGCGUACAGCUGAAGAACUGCACAACUAUCCUUGAAAUUGAAGAGGAAGGGAUAAAAAGAAAAGUGGAGUUGAAAUCUGUACUCGAGAUGCCAAAAACGACAAUUUGGACUUACUCCGGAGAUACAAUACUAGAAUUCUUAAACCUGGAUUCUUGUACUCUAUAGUACACUCCGGGGAUACAAUACUAGAAUUCUUAAACCUAGAUUCUUGUACUCUAUAGUACACUCCGGGGAUACAGUACUAGAAUUCUUUAACCUGGAUUCCUGUACUCUAUAAUACACUCCGGAUAUACAGUACUAGGAUUCUUAAACCUGGAUUCUUGUAAUCUAUAGUACACUCCGGAGAUACAAUACUAGAAUUCUUAAACCUGGAUUCCUGUACACAAUAGUACACUCCGGAGAUACAGUAAUAGGAUUCUUAAACCUGGAUUCUUGUACUCUAUAGUACACUCCGGAGAUACAGUACUAGAAUUCUUAAACCUGGAUUCCUGUACUCUAUAGUACACUCCGGAGAUACAGUAAUAGGAUUCUUAAACCUGGAUUCUUGUACUCUAUAGUACACUCCGGAGAUACAGUACUAGAAUUCUUAAACCUAGAUUCCUGUACUCUACAGUACACUCCGGGGAUACAGUACUAGGAUUCUUAAACCUGGAUUCUUUUACUCUAUAGUAAACUCCGGAGAUACAAUACUAGAAUUCUUUAACCUGGAUUUCUGUACUCUAUAGUACACUCCGGAUAUACAGUACUAGAAUUCUUAAACCUGGAUUCCUGUACACAAUAGUACACUCCGGAGAUACAAUACUAGUAUUCUUAAACCUGGAUUCUUGUACCCUAUAGUACACUCCGGAGAUACAAUACUAGUAUUCUGAAACCUGGAUUCUUGUACUCUAUUGUAGACUCCGGAGAUACAAUACUAGUAUUCUGAAACCUGGAUUCUUGUACUCUAUAGUACACUCCGGAGAUACAAUACUAGUAUUCUGAAACCUGGAUUCUUG